AUGGAGCACUGUCCUUCGACCAAGACCGAAGAGCGGGUCAACGCCGUGAUCCUCUCUGUCGUGCGCAACCGCGAGCUCGACGAUCUCCUCGCGACGAUGGAGUCCUUUGAGCGCACCUUCAACUCCCGUUACCGCUAUCCCUAUGCCAUCUUUAACGAUCAGCCCUUUACCCAGGAGUUUAUCGAUCGCGUCCGCAAUGCAACCCAGGCGACCGUCGAGUUUGCCCUGAUCCCAAAGGAGCACUGGUCGCUGCCGUCCUUCAUCGAUCCAAAGCGUGCCCAUCGCGAGAUGGCGCGCCAGGAGUUUGAGGGCUAUCUCUAUGGUGGCCUCGAGAGCUACCACCACAUGUGCCGAUGGAACUCUGGGUUCUUCUACAAGCACCCACUGAUGGAGAAAUAUGAGUACUACUGGCGGAUCGAGCCAAGCACAGAUUACUACUGUUACAUCGACUUUGAUCCGUUUCUGCUGAUGAAGAAGAACAACAAGGUCUACGGCUUCACCAUCAUCGCCAACGAAUAUCUCCAGACCGUCCGCGGCCUGUGGAAAUCUACGAUGGAUUAUAUCAAGCUCAAGAAAGGCAAGGCUGUGCCGCGACAUCUCAUGGCCUUCCACGACACAAAGAAGAAUGACUACAACGGCAUCCACUUCUGGACCAACUUUGAGAUUGCCGAUCUCAAGUGGUUCCGCAGCAAAGAGUACAACGACUACUUUGACUAUCUCGAUCGAACGGGCGGGUUCUUCUUUGAGCGGUGGGGCGAUGCUCCCGUGCACACCUUGGCGGCCGGCCUGCUGCUCAACGAAAACCAAAUGCACUACUUUUACGACAUUGGAUACCGCCACAGCGACCGUCUGCAUUGCCCUCAAGACAUCCCAUCCAAGGGAUACAUUGUCCAGAACAAGUGCACGUCAUCGCCUGAUCUCGCCGAUCGAAAGGGCCCUUGGCAUACGUAUGGGCUUGUGUGA
Molecule: messenger RNA, 963 nt
Organism: Polychytrium aggregatum
Lineage: Eukaryota; Fungi; Chytridiomycota; Chytridiomycetes; Polychytriales
Product: nucleotide-diphospho-sugar transferase
Exons: 4
Coding region: 1-963 (320 amino acids)
Biological process (GO): cell wall mannoprotein biosynthetic process; protein N-linked glycosylation
Cellular component (GO): Golgi apparatus; membrane
Molecular function (GO): alpha-1,2-mannosyltransferase activity
Source: RefSeq, a predicted model, not a curated record